CAAGGAUGCCUAAAUUCCUCAGUGAGCGAGUGUUUACAAAUUGGUGAGUGGCGCAUACUGUGUUGGCUACUCGAGGCAUAUAACCUCAAAAAAUUUUUCAGUGGUCGAAUAUAUUUUCUCAAGGUACACAGUCGUUUCAUACAAUCAAACGAACAAUAAAAAGCAGCGGGUGCAUAGUUAGAAUGAAGGAAGAGUCGAACCUUUCUUGGACAGAUGCAGGUGACGAUUAUAAUUUUAAUUCGGUAGUCUCUAGCGAAAUCCAAAAUUUUCGAACGUUCCCAGAUAUUAAAACAUCGGCAAAUUACGUGAAUGUGGCAAAGCCAUUUCACGAUGAAAAAAUAUUCGUCGACUUUGAGUGCAAAGAUGUUAAACCUGGACCAACAUCUUUAUCAUCGGCGAUCUGCAAAUAUGAGUAUCAAAAUUGUGGAUCUAUUGUGAAAAAAGAAAGCGAAAAUAAAACCAAUGGCAUAAAUGAAAAAAUAUUCGUAGAUUUCGAAUGCAGGGAUGUGAAGUCUGAACCGAAGUCUCUAUCGACAACCAUCGACAAAUCUGAGUCUCGAAAAUUUCAACCUAUAGUGAAGAUAGAAAAAGAAGAUCAGAGCAAUGAUAAAAAUGAAAAUAUAUUCAUUGAUUUCGAGUGCAAGGAUGUCAAAUCUGAAGUGAAACCAUUAUCAGAAAUAACCUGCAAAACUGAGGAUCAAAAUUUACUACCAAUUGUGAAAAUUGAAAACCAACUGCAGACAAAUUACUUAAAAGAAAAAGAUUUCGUAAUUUUACGAAAGAAAGAAUUAAAUUACGACAAUGACCGUGAGAUCCAAGAAAAAUCCCGAAUAAAAAUGAACAAAUCGGAGGAAACAAAGAUAAUUGAAAAAACAACUCAAAUCAAAUUAUCUUUUGAGUGCCAAAUGUGUCGAAAAACGUAUAAGUCGCAAGUAAAUCUGAGAAGACAUAUUAGCACGACACACAUGGGGAUUAGACCAUAUGAAUGUGAGAUUUGCCACAAAUCAUUUGGAUACACACAAAACUUAAAAAGACACAUAAAUGUAGUACAUAAUCAAAUCAAACCCUUCGAAUGUGAGAUUUGUCAUAAAUCAUUUAGACAAAAUCGAUAUCUCAGAAGACACUUGCAUGAUAGUAGAAAACGAUUCGAGUGUGACAUUUGUCUUAAAUCAUUUUCACUUAAAGGUAAUCUAAAUAAACACAUACGUUUAGUCCAUGGUCAGAGCAAACUUUUUGAAUGUGACAUUUGUCACAAGUCAUUUGGAGAAAAAAGUACUCUCAAAAGUCACAUAAAUGCAGUACAUGAGUGUAGAAAACAUUUCGAGUGUGAUAUUUGUCAUAAAUCAUUUUCACAUAAAGGUAAUCUAAAUAUACACAUAAGUUCAGUCCAUGAUCAGAGCAAACCCUUUCAAUGCGACUAUUGUCACAAAUCAUUUGGAUACAGGGGUGACGUCAAGCGUCACGUGAAUGCAGUACAUAAUCAGAGCAAACCCUUCGAAUGUGAGAUUUGUCACAAAUCAUUUGUACGAAAAGAUAAUCUCAAAACACAUUUAAAUUCAAUACACGAUAAUAAGAAACCCUUUGAAUGUGAGAUUUGUUACAAAUCAUUUGUACGAAAAGAUAAUCUCAAAACACAUUUAAAUUCAAUACACGAUAAUAAGAAACCCUUUGAAUGUGAGAUUUGUUACAAAUCAUUUGGAUACAAGGGUGACCUCAAAAAGCACAUAACGAUAGUACAUGAUGGUAGCAAACCCUUCGAAUGUGAGAUUUGUCACAAGUCCUUUGGAUACAAGAGUCACCUCAAAUAUCACACAAAUACAGUACAUGAACGGAAUAAACCCUUCGAAUGUGAAAUUUGUCUCCAUAAGUUUGGAUCCAAGGGUAACCUCAAUGUUCAUAUCGAUUCAGUACAUGAACGGAAUAAACCCUUCGAAUGUGAAAUUUGUCUCCAUAAGUUUGGAUCCAAGGGUAACCUCAAUGUUCCUAUCGAUUCAGCACAUGAUCGGAGCAAACCAUUCGAGUGUGAGAUUUGUCACAAAUCAUUUGUACGAAAAGAUAAUCUCAAAAUACAUUUAAAUUCAAUACACGAUAAUAAGAAACCCUUUGAAUGUGAGAUUUGUUACAAAUCAUUUGGAUACAAGGGUGACCUCAAAAAGCACAUAACGAUAGUACAUGAUGGUAGCAAACCCUUCGAAUGUGAGAUUUGUUACAAAUCAUUUGGAUACAAGAGUCACCUCAAAUAUCACACAAAUACAGUACAUGAACGGAAUAAACCCUUCGAAUGUGAAAUUUGUCUCCAUAAGUUUGGAUCCAAGGGUAACCUUAAUGUUCAUAUCGAUUCAGUACAUGAUCGGAGCAAACCAUUCGAGUGUGAGAUGUGUCAAAAAUGUUUUGGAUCUAACAGUUAUCUCAAAAAGCACAUUAGGGCAGUACAUGAUAGUAGAAAACUUUUUUAGUGUGUCAUUUAUCCAAAAUCAUUUGUAUGCUAAAAUGUACUUAAUAGUCAUUGUGUAAUAGCUCGUAAUCUUAGAAAUACCUUUGAAUGUGAGAUUUGUCACAAAUCUUUCGAGUACCAGUAUAAAUUAAAAACUCACAUAAUCACAGUGCAUUAUCAUAGCAA
This is a messenger RNA of Trichogramma pretiosum, 2620 nucleotides long. RefSeq names its product zinc finger protein 431-like. Gene Ontology annotation, molecular function: nucleic acid binding; zinc ion binding. The record is from RefSeq and is a predicted model, not a curated record. The coding region runs from base 183 to 2456 and encodes 757 amino acids. NCBI's taxonomy places the organism in Eukaryota, Metazoa, Arthropoda, Insecta, Hymenoptera, Trichogrammatidae. The transcript is spliced from 3 exons.